This is a messenger RNA of Prunus armeniaca (apricot), 552 nucleotides long. The record is from the annotation of a GenBank genome assembly. Lineage: Eukaryota; Viridiplantae; Streptophyta; Magnoliopsida; Rosales; Rosaceae.
AUGUCAGAUGUCACUGACUCUUCUUUUUCUACUCUUAUUGUGACGGUUCAUACUGAAUCGUCCACCAACCUACCUAUGGGAUUCAAAUUGAAUGGAUCCAACUAUAAGAUAUGGGCUUCGAUGAUCGAACUCCAUGCUACUACACAAUGCAAAUUAGGUUACCUGACUGGCGACACUGAUGCCCCUGAUUCUAAAGACCCGAAAUUUGGGAAGUGGAAAAUUGAUGAUGCUGUUGUGAAAAGUUGGAUGAUGCGAACUAUGGAACCCAGUUUGUUGAAUAUGUUUCAUACUCUAACUACUGCUAAGGAAAUUUGGGAUGCUGUUAAUCAGAUGUUUUAUGAUGGCUCUGACAUAUCCCAGCUCUAUGAACUGCAGUGCCAGGCUACCUGUCUCAAGCAAGAGGGUCGUCCUGUCUCUACCUAUUUUGCCGAAUUUAAGGCAAUCUGGCUUGAAUUGGACAAGAGACGUCCUUUUCAAAUGAAGUGUGUUGAUGAUAUGAAGACUUUUCAGGCUGCUGUUAUGGCAGAUCGUGUGUAUGAUUUUUUUGGCUAG